Molecule: messenger RNA, 2676 nt
Organism: Aspergillus nidulans FGSC A4
Lineage: Eukaryota; Fungi; Ascomycota; Eurotiomycetes; Eurotiales; Aspergillaceae
Product: protein lacE
Exons: 3
Coding region: 1-2676 (891 amino acids)
Biological process (GO): carbohydrate metabolic process
Molecular function (GO): hydrolase activity, hydrolyzing O-glycosyl compounds
Source: RefSeq, a predicted model, not a curated record
AUGAAACUCCAGUCUUGCGCAUAUCUAGGAUGGGGCCUUGCCCUUGCGGCCUCAUCUGCCGUUGCGCUAUCAGUGCGCAACACCAACAAAGCUCCCUCGCAAAGCGUGCGUGAACGAGCAAGUCUCAAUCACCAAUGGAAAUUCUGGCACUCCGAGCAGAUCCCAGACAAUAUUGUCUACGACCUUCGUCCCGACGCGAACGAUUCCAGUUUUCAAGUAUUAAAGUCCUGGGUCCUGCCCGUUGGCAACGACUAUAUCAAGAACGCCAAUGCACAACAUGAACGCCCAUCUACCGAACCGGAUGGCGACAUUCCAUAUGUGCAUAAUGAUUUUGACGACAGUAGUUGGGAUGUCGUGCGUCUGCCUCAUGACUGGGCUAUCACUAGACCAUUUUAUACAGACGACGACCCCGAGAUACCUUCAGCUAUGGGUCGACUUCCAGUGCAGGGGGUGGGGUGGUAUCGGCGCAAGCUGAACUUUACACAAGAAGACAGUGAUAAAGUGGUCUUGUUGGAGAUCGACGGUGCUAUGUCUUAUCCCAUGGUUUGGCUCAAUGGCCAUCUGGUUGGCGGUUGGCCAUAUGGAUACAAUUCGUUUCAGCUUGAUCUCACUCCAUACCUGCAGCAAGGGGAAGAGAACCAGCUUGCUAUCCGUGUGGAGAAUCCAUCUGGGAGCUCGUCAAGGUGGUAUCCUGGUGGGGGAAUUUACCGCAACGUGUGGCUGACCAAGGUUAAUCCUACACAUGUUGCUCAUUACGGGACAAAGAUGACGACGAGGGAUGUUUCCAGCCGGAGAGCAACAAUCGAUUUCCAGGUGCAGAUCGAGAACAAGGGUCAGAAAAGACAGAGGGUAGAGGUCGCUACGGAGAUCUUUGACCUUGACUCUGCGAAUGGCCAUGUGCGCGGUCGAAAAGUCGAACAAUUCCCCAGGCAUAAGGUUAUCGUUGACAAGGACAAUCCCCGCCUAUGGGGACCUCCACCGGAUCAGACCCCCAAUCUGUAUAUUGCCGUCACUUCUUUAUACGACGCAAGUGGCCACCUACUCGAUACCUACAGCACCGAAUUCGGAGUUCGUUCGGUAGAGUACAAUCCGAACACCGGCCUCUCAGUUAACGGCGCGCCAGUACGUAUCCAAGGCGUCAACCAGCAUCAUGACCUAGGUGCUUUAGGAGCGGCGUUCAACAGGAGAGCCGCACAGCGGCAACUGGAGCUACUGUGUGAUCUCGGCGUCAAUGCAAUCAGGACAGCACAUAACCCCCCGGCACCCGAGCUCCUAGAAAUGACGGACCGGAUGGGCUUCCUAGUCCUCGAUGAGAUCUUUGAUUCCUGGGCACAGCAGAAGACUGACCUGGAUUUUCAUUUGAUAUUCAACGACUGGCGCGAGCCAGAUCUACGAUCCUUUCUACGUCGAGAUCGCAACCACCCCUCCGUCAUAAUUUGGAGUAUUGGGAACGAAGUCGCAGAGCAAUCGGCCGACGAUACAGCCGCAGCCAUUGCGACCUACCUCCGGGAUAUUGUAAGAGAAGAAGACAACACCCGACCAGUCACGGCGUCGAUGAACAGUGCAUGGCCCAAUUCGUCCUUCGCGGGUGUGGUUGAUCUCAUCAGCCUUAAUUACCAAGGCGAAGGUUUACGAUACGGCCCGGCCUAUUCACACCUAGAGGGAAACAGAAGGGACCCGCAGUACAGUGAGUUCCAUGUAACGCAUCCCGACAAACUCAUCCUGGGGAGCGAGGUCGCCUGGUCGCUCAGCACCCGUGGAACGUUCCUAUUCCCCGUUACAAACUACACCAGUGCGCCUGUUAAUGACACCUCCGGUGGAAACUCGACCACGCUCGAGAUUUCCGCAUAUGAACUCUACUCAUCCGACCCCGGCUCAUCACCCGACCGCGUCUUCGCCACUCAGGACGAGCACCCCUUCGUCGAUGGCGGGUUUGUCUGGGCCGGAUGGGACUACCUGGGUGAGCCGUAUCCAUACUAUGACGGCGCAAGAAGCGCAUACUCAGGGAUAAUUGACCUUGCGGGGUUCAAGAAGGAGCGCUUCUACCUGUACCAGGCACGGUGGCAGCCGGAUGUCCGUAUGGCGCAUAUUGUGCCGCAUUGGAGCUGGCCGGAAAGAGUUGGACAGGUUACGCCGGUUCAUGUCUUUACCUCUGGUGACGAGGCAGAGCUCUUUGUCAAUGGGGUGUCGCAGGGGAGGCUCAAGAGAGACCCCCUGACAUAUCGAUUUAGAUGGGACGAGGUCGUCUAUGAACCUGGCGAGGUGCAAGUCGUCGCCUAUAAGAACGGCAGCAAGUGGGCAACAGAUACCGUAAAGACAGCCGGCGAACCAACACAACUCCGUCUCACUCCUGACCGAGCCCAGAUAGCUGCUGACGGCGAGGACCUCUCCUUCGUGACGCUGGAAGUUCUCGACGGCAAGGGCAAUGUCGUACCUGAAGCGAAGAACCUAAUCCACUUUGAAGUCUCUGGCCCAGGAGAGAUAGUCGCUACAGAUAAUGGCUUUCCUGCUGACUACACGGCUUUCCCGUCCCACGAACGGACGGCCUUUCACGGGUUGGCUUUGUGUAUCGUGAAAGGGGAGCUUGGUACACAUGGGGAUAUUGUGCUUAAGGCAUCAAGUAAUGGGGUCGGAGAGGCGGAGGUGGUAAUCAAGGCUUCGCGAGGUAUGCCAUGA